Messenger RNA from Sphenostylis stenocarpa, 627 nucleotides. The record is from the annotation of a GenBank genome assembly. NCBI's taxonomy places the organism in Eukaryota, Viridiplantae, Streptophyta, Magnoliopsida, Fabales, Fabaceae.
AUGGAAAAUCAAUUCACAGUUAUCAACCCUUUCUACACCGCUCCUCACGCAAUCAAUCUACAAAUUAAUACUGAGAAAGGAGUCACUUACGAUGUAAAGGGUGAACGUAUCUUUUAUGUUAUUAAGGAUACUUUCUGCCCACUUCACUACCGUCGUGUCUUGUAUGAUGAUAAACAAAAUCCCAUCCUCACGACAUACAAGAAGAUUAUGGCGUUGCGUGAGCGAUGCAAAGUUUUCAAGGGUGAAAGCAAUGAUCCAUCUGAAUUUCUCUUUUCGGUGAAGGAUAUCAAGAAACCCUCAAAGAUCCCACGUGGGAUUAGUAAAUUAAAUGUGUUCCUCGCAAACAACAAAGAUGAAAAAAACUGUGACUUUAGGGUCAUAAUUCAUGGAAGUAAAAGGUCGUGCAUUGUUUAUGCCGGUGAAUCUCCUACCGUUGUUGCCCAAAUGGAGAACAACGGCGGCUUCAAUGUCUUGGUCUAUCCCAACGUGGACUACGCAUUCAUAGUGGCACUGCUUAUGAUUGUUAACGAGAUGAAUUAUAAGGAGCCCAGGGAUGGUACCAGUACUAGUACAACUGCCAAUAUGGUUGCAACAGCAUUAUCUCUUCUUGGAACCAGUUCAUCUUAA